AUGGCCAAGCAAUUGGAGUGGAUUGGUACUGCCCUUGAAGGCCAAGCUACAUGGCCACAAAAGUCAAUGGAUCUCCCCAACAAUUCUGUUGUAAAUCCUCUUGCACCUCCACCCACUCAGUGGGAAAAGGGUGGGGGCUGCAGUGCUGGCCAGAAUGCAAAACUGAAGUCCAAUGUUGCCCCACCACCCUAUGCACCUCCCAUUGUGAAUGGUCCUAGCCCAGCUGAUAUGCCUCUGAAUCCUGUCCCUCAGUCUUCAUCAGCAGUAGCAACACCUAUCUUCCAUCAGUGCCCCACAGACUCCCAUUGCUUUGGUUUCAGUGUUCUGGCUCAACAGCCAGGUCAUAUCAUGCCUCCCAGGAUGGAACCUGACCUUCAAGUGCUCAAUAAUCCUUAUAUCACUGCAAUUCAGGGUGACCAAGUUCCCAGUAAUACAUCUUGUCCACAAACACCCCAGCCCAACUACCAGUCUCAGUUUAUCCCCCACCAGCUGCCUGCUACCAACCCCAACUCUUGUAUUGACCCCUCCCUUGAUAACUUGCUCUCAUUGAGACAAACUUUGGCAACUGCUGAUGUUUGCCACAAGAGUUUGGAGAAGCUGUCAUCAGAGGGCUCCUCAGAAGAGGAGUCAGAGUCCUUGAAUAAUAACCCAUCAGAUGCAGAGGCUGGUGAGGUCUCCAGCAAUGAGUCUGACAAAGAUGAGGACAAUGCAUUUGGAUGGGGUGCAAUGAAUCUUAGGCAAUCAACUCAUCCUGGCUUCUCCCAAGAAACAAUGACAAGCAAUCCUAUUCACCACAAUUCCUUACCCCCUGACCACAAGUUUCACUUACAAUCCAAGGACAAGGCUCAGCCAGAGGGUUCCCAACAUGGCACUCUCAUCAAUGUUCUUGAACACCACCAUCACACUAAUGGCUGUCCUUCUGUUCCCAAUUGUGAUCUUCUGACCCUUGCACAUGACUCAGUCAAUGAAGUAUCUCAGCACACCAGAGCCCCUCAUAACUCCAAGAAAGCUAAGGAUGAGGGCCCAUUGCCUUCACAACUGAGAUUUUACAAGGCAGUAUGGAAGGACUGUCUCAAAGACACUAAGUGA
Molecule: messenger RNA, 1089 nt
Organism: Pisolithus orientalis
Lineage: Eukaryota; Fungi; Basidiomycota; Agaricomycetes; Boletales; Pisolithaceae
Exons: 6
Coding region: 1-1089 (362 amino acids)
Source: RefSeq, a predicted model, not a curated record